Messenger RNA from Rhagoletis zephyria (snowberry fruit fly), 3947 nucleotides. It is a transcript of the gene Cand1, whose product is annotated as Cullin-associated and neddylation-dissociated 1. NCBI's taxonomy places the organism in Eukaryota, Metazoa, Arthropoda, Insecta, Diptera, Tephritidae. Gene Ontology annotation, biological process: SCF complex assembly. The record is from RefSeq and is a predicted model, not a curated record.
UUUUUAUCCUCAAUAUGGCAUUUCAUAGCUAUGUAUGUUUGGCAGCCCUGUUGGCAAAUUUGAUCCCUAGCUGGCUGCUGGGUUCGGACUACAAAAAUGAAGACGUUUCCGUAAAGCUUGAAGCGCUUGACAUUCUCACAGACUUACUUUCACGUUUUGGAGCGUUUCUGGUACCUUUUCACAACCCUAUUCUAAAAGCAUUGUUUCCCCAACUCGAGUCAACUCGCCAGGCCGUCAGAAAGCGUUCGAUCGUUGCUCUGUCACACCUUCUUUUGUUGGCCGACGAUAGUAUAUAUGACAGCGUUAUUGAUCGCCUCCUAAAAGGUUUGAAAAAUAAUUCCAGCUCUGGGGCUGUUCGCACGUACAUUCAAUGUUUAGCAUCGAUUUGCCGGCAGUCUGGGCCACGUUUAUGUAGUCAUGUUAAUCCAGCCAUAGAACAUUUAAUAAUGUAUAGCCAUUGUGACGACGACGAAGUUCAUGAGUUUUGCCUCCAAGCGUUUGAAGCAUUUGUGUUCCGAUGUCAAGACGCAGUUACUCCCCACGUGUCUAUGAUUUUGGACAUCUGCCUGAAAUAUUUGAGUUAUGAUCCGAACUAUAACUAUGAAUCUGAUGACGGCCAAAGUUGCCUUGCAAUGGAUACUGAGGAAGGCGAUUAUGCUGAUAGUGACGACUACAGUGAUGAUGACGACAUAAGUUGGAAAGUUCGUCGCGCGGCCGCAAAAUGCCUAGAAGCUUUAAUAAUAACGCGCCAGGAGUCGCUUGAGAGCUUUUGUCAGGAUUUGGGUCCUAUAUUAAUUUUACGUUUCAAAGAACGGGAAGAAAAUGUAAAAUCUGACAUAUUUCAUGUGUAUACCACGUUGUUGAAAAGCACAAAGUUCCCAAACACUUUAUCACAAGACCCUGAUUCUAUGGAAGAGAUCCCACGUAGUAUUGCACUGCUUCAAGAUCAAGUGCAAGAUAUUAUAAAAACUAUACAGCCUCUAAUGCGUGAAAGAUCAAUGAAAACGAGGCAGGAUUGUUUUUUUUUGUUACGGGAGUUGCUAAGCGUAUUACCCGGAAGUUUAGGACCCUAUCUAGAUGAUAUUGUACCGGGUAUUAAUUACUCUUUGAACGAUAAAAACUCAACAAGCAAUAUUAAAAUCAAUGCUUUAGGGUUAUUGGGCUCAUUGUUAGCAAGUAACACACCGUCAUAUUUUUUCCAACCACAUUUUCCUGUAUUGGUACCACUUAUCGUUAACGCGGUGUUUGACUCGUUUUAUAAAAUUUCCACAGAAGCGCUUCAAGUGUUACAAGAACUCGUAAAAGUUUUACGGCCUAUGCAAGAUCCUGCAGUGCCAUUACCCACUACCUUUGAAAUAAGUCCGUUUGUGGAAGAUCUUUAUUCUGCUACUCUAAAAAAAUUAAUGACUUCCGACGUAGAUCAGGAAGUAAAAGAUCGUGCUAUUAGUUGUAUGGGUCAAAUAAUAGCAAAUUUGGGGGAUUUUUUAGUUCCACAAGUAAAAACUUGCCUACCAAUAUUGAUGGAACGUCUAAAUAAUGAAGUAACUCGCUUAAGUAGCGUUAAGGCAAUUUAUAUGAUCGCGGCGUCUCCGUUGAGAAUUGAUUUAACUUUAAUAACAAAAGAGGUUAUUCCCAUACUAGGUUCGUUUUUAAGAAAAAAUCAUAGAGCAUUGAAAUUGCAUUCCUUGGAUCUAUUAAAUAAAUUGAUACAAAAUUAUUCUCACACAUUUCAUCCCCAAAUACUACAGUCGGUAAUUAUUGAGCUCAAACCGCUUAUAUCGGACUCAGACUUACAUAUUGCUCAAUAUUGCUUGACUACUUUAACUACAACUGCUCUUAAGCAACCAAAAGCGUUGGAAGGCAUUCAUGAACAAUUUUUGCCCGCGGUGUUUCUUCUAGUACGCUCGCCUCUAUUGCAAGGAAGUGCACUUUCAUGUACCUUAGAUCUUCUUCAGGUUUUAGUCCAAACUAAUUUACCUAAUUUGGAAUACAGUUCUUUGCUUAAAAAACUUAUGGACCCAAUAAUUAUUGAAAAUGAACAGCUACAUAAACAGGCACAUCAUUCACUAGCUAAAUGUAUUGCAGCACUUACUCUAAAAUGCCCCUGGGAAGCAAUUCCUCUGGCGGUGCGACUUCUUGAUUACGUUCAAAAAUCAAACGUAUCUAGUGAUUCUAAACUGAGCUUCUGUCUUCUAACAAUCGGAGAGAUUGGGCGAAAUUUUGAUUUAAGUAGCAUUUUUGCUUUGCCGCAAACUUUAAUUGAAUGUUUUGGAGCUGGCUCUGAAGACGUAAAAAGCGCCUCAAGUUUGGCUUUAGGUGCGGUUGCAGUUGGAAGUUUAGAUUCAUACUUGCCACUUAUACUCAAAGAAAUCGAAGGACAACCAAAGCGGCAGUACUUAUUACUACAUUCUUUAAAAGAAGUAAUUUCAUCGUUAUCUGUUAGCCAAUAUGGACUUUCCCAAUUAUUACCAUCUGUUCCAACAAUAUGGACACAACUUUUUAAACAUUGUGAGAGUUCAGAGGAAGGGUCUCGAAAUGUGGUUGCAGAAUGUCUUGGAAAGCUUGUGCUCGUUAACCCAGCAGAACUGUUACCGUUGCUCCGCGAUGCUCUUUACUCGGAUAAUGCAAUUAUGAGAGCCGUAGUAGUAUCUUCAAUAAAAUAUACCAUAUCCGAUCAACCACAAACAAUUGACCACUUAUUAAAACAAAAUUUGGGUGAAUUCCUCUCAUCACUUCGUGAUCCAGACCCAGGAGUCAGGAGAGUGGCAUUGGUCACUUUCAACGCUGCAAUACAUAACAAACCUACAUUGGUACGAGAACUCUUGCCAUCUUUGCUGCCUCUUUUGUAUUCAGAAACUAAAAUAAAGUGUGAAUUGAUCCGAGAAGUCGAAAUGGGCCCGUUCAAACAUACAGUUGAUGAUGGUCUGGACAUUCGUAAAGCUGCAUUUGAAUGUAUGUAUACUUUGUUAGAACAAGGACUUGAUCGAGUUGAUGUCAAACAAUUUCUGGGACACGUACAAGCUGGCUUAUGUGAUCACUAUGACAUAAAAAUGUUGACAUAUUUAAUGACAGCUCGCUUGGCAGUUUCAUGUCCAGAUGCAGUUUUACAACAACUUGACCAGUUUAUACAACAAUUGCGUGAAACGUGUACUUAUAAAGUAAAGGCAAAUUCUGUUAAACAAGAACAUGAGAAACAGGAUGAACUUAAAAGGUCUGCAUUGAGAGCUGUAUCUGCCUUAUCGCAAAUUCCUAGUGCAGACAAAAAUCAGCAUUUAACGGAAUUUUUAAAAACAAUCAAGGACUCGCCAGAACUGUGUAAAAUAUUUGAUUCCAUACAAAAAGACUCGAGCCCAAUCAGUCCUGAAAUUACAUCAAUGGAUCAAAGCUAAAUGUGAAAGAUAAAUAUACAUUCUUAAUAAGGCUGUGUGUGAGUAUGGUUUGAUUGCUAUAUAAAUCCGCAAUAUCCUAAAUCACUGGAAAGUGUCGGUAAUGAAAUGAAUGGGUUCACACAGUUUGCUAACAAACAACAAAUUAAAUUUGAAUCUAAAAAAAAAAAUUAAUUAAAUUCAGCUAAAAAAUUUCAGAAUAUACCACUUUGGGUACAAAACUUUUGAUGAACUCGCACAUAGCCUAAAUUUAUAACCGUAAAUUAAAAAUUCAUUUAUAUUCUGAAGGCAGCUGACAAAAAAUAAUACCAAAACAUAUUAGGGCUGUUCACUAAAUUGAGCAAGUGAUCUGACACUGGGCAAAAGAGCUAAUUAGCUCAAAGCAACGACAGUUGUCAAAGCUUGCCAGGUCACUUGCUCAAUUUGUUGAAUACCCGAAUUGUCUGCUGUAAUACUCCUGCCUGCAAGUUAUUUGUAGAUACAUUUUAUUCUAAUGCAAAUCCCUUUAAUAAAGUAUUUGUUAUGAAAUCACAAUAAAUUAUAAAUAAAUAGAAAAUCUGA